Molecule: messenger RNA, 501 nt
Organism: Cydia fagiglandana
Lineage: Eukaryota; Metazoa; Arthropoda; Insecta; Lepidoptera; Tortricidae
Exons: 4
Coding region: 25-501 (158 amino acids)
Source: RefSeq, a predicted model, not a curated record
AUUCCCGCCACUACCGCCGCCGCCAUGUCGAAGCUCGCUCGCUCGCUGCUCGCGCUCGCCGCGCUGCUCGCUGCCGCGGACGCCGCUUGCACUUCAAACGUACAUGGAAACGACACAGACCAUGUGGAACUUUUAGGGCCAUUUGGGGUUUCUAGUUUUGACGCCGAAAAGGGGAAAGUCAUUAACAUUGAAGACUCCUGCGGAUUCGGAAAGCCAGUAGGCGUGACAAUAAACGCGUGCAACAGCCACUCCAGCCGCACGUUCACAGACAUGGCGCCGCCAGGUCUCAGCUCCAACAUGACUCACGUGGAGGUGCGUUGCGAGCCCCGCGCUUGUUCUUCCGGAAUUUAUGUGCAAAUCAUACAGUACUUGAGCGAUGGGCACUGCGCCGAGCGCGAGCAGCCGAGCGACAUGGCGGUGUCGGCGUCGGCGGUGCUAGCGUCGGCGGCGGUGGCAUCGCGCGGCGACAUGAUGGUAGCGGCGGCGUGGACGGUGCGCUGA